Molecule: messenger RNA, 858 nt
Organism: Phialemonium atrogriseum
Lineage: Eukaryota; Fungi; Ascomycota; Sordariomycetes; Cephalothecales; Cephalothecaceae
Exons: 3
Coding region: 107-676 (189 amino acids)
Biological process (GO): ribosomal large subunit biogenesis; ribosome assembly
Cellular component (GO): nucleus; nucleolus; preribosome, large subunit precursor
Molecular function (GO): RNA binding
Source: RefSeq, a predicted model, not a curated record
ACAAUGUGGCGUAUCGUGGAGCGUGGCUGGAACUGUGGCUCAACGCAGCACAGGCCAAGUCGGUCGGACGACAUUUGAACGACUCGACCAAGACGACGAAGGAAAGAUGCGCCCCCUUACAGAGCCCGAGACGCGGGCCCUCUUCAAGAAAUUGGCAAAUUUCGCAGGGCCAUCACUGAAGGAGCUGAUUGCGCCCGUCGACAACUCCCCCGACGCCGACCGCUUCGUCUUCCGCCUGAACCACCGCGACCGCAUCUUCUAUGUGCGCCUGUCCCAUGCCAACCUAGCCUCGUCGAUUUCCCGCGACAAGCUCUUGUCGCUGGGCGUAUGCCUUGGGAAAUUCACCAAGACAGGCAAAGUGCGCCUGCACAUCACCGCCCUCCCCAUCCUCGCAAAAUACGCAAGACACAAGAUAUGGAUCCGGCCCAACGGCGUGAUGCCGUUCCUGUACGGCGGGAACAUCUGCAAGGCGCACGUCGGCCGCUGGCCCGAGAACUGCCCCGAACAUGAGGAGGUCGUGAUCUGCAGCAUGGACGAUAUCCCGCUCGGCUUCGGAGUCACGGCAAGGAGCACCACGGAGAUGAAGUCCCUGGAUCCGACCGCCGUCGUGUGCUUCCGGCAGGCUGAUUGCGGAGAAUACCUGCGCGAUGAAGACACACUCUUUGCUGCUCGGUAGGGAAUCUUGAGGGGAAGAAUGCUCGGAUAGAGGAACCCCCGAAGCUACAGGGUUCGAUGCAAAAUCGGUGGGGAUACAGAGGAAUUGGCGUCGUUAUCUGCAUAAGAAGGGAAGGCUAGAUCCAUCUGGCAAGGGAGGAUCAGGUUGACCGUGAAUCAUGACUUGGCGUACAAGGCGCACUU